AUGGCAGGAGGCGAAAGGUUUCGACCCCUCGACAACCGAUUUUGCGUGUUCUUUGUGCCACCCGAUUACAUGGAUGGUCAGGUAGCGCCUUUCGAGGCUCUCUCUGAAGGUACAGAUGUGCCAUUUCAUACUAUGGUGACGGCCCGUAAUAGCGACGAGGGAGCCAUGGAUGUAGAUUUGCCGACAUCCCCUUACAACCUGUCAAUGGAAUCGCUGGAUGACCCCGGAACCUUCGUGGCUGACGAUUUUGUGACCGCGAGCACGGAUAUGGAGGUGGAUUCGGGAGCAAACAGUCCUAAAGAUGAACUCGUCCGUCGUCACUGA
This is a messenger RNA of Marasmius oreades (fairy-ring Marasmius), 324 nucleotides long. RefSeq lists its product as uncharacterized. The transcript has 2 exons. The coding region runs from base 1 to 324 and encodes 107 amino acids. The record is from RefSeq and is a predicted model, not a curated record. Lineage: Eukaryota; Fungi; Basidiomycota; Agaricomycetes; Agaricales; Marasmiaceae.